Molecule: messenger RNA, 721 nt
Organism: Phodopus roborovskii (desert hamster)
Lineage: Eukaryota; Metazoa; Chordata; Mammalia; Rodentia; Cricetidae
Gene: CUNH14orf132
Product: chromosome unknown C14orf132 homolog
Exons: 2
Coding region: 130-717 (195 amino acids)
Source: RefSeq, a predicted model, not a curated record
CAGGAAGGCUGGAGUCAGGUGCCCUGGGAAGGGCGCCCACCACGCUGGAUUUGGGUUGGAGGUUGGCUCACCAACCCAGCUGCCCCACCGCAGGCCUCAGUUUCCCCAUUUGGCCAAGACAGAGAGAAGAUGGCUAGAAAUCAGGGGUCCUGCUCGGCCCGCCCCCGGGGGUGGGGCUGGGAGUGGUCACGUGAAGGGGCGCCGCGCCCGGGGUCUCCCUCCCACUCGACGUCUGGAGCUGUAGCCCGGAGUCAGCAAGGACGCCGUGAGGGCUGCAAAAGCGCCGCCACGCCGAGGCUGCUGAGGUCACGGUCGCCGGGGCCUGAGGGCUCGCUGUUCCGCCCGCUCUCUGAUAGCUGUGCGGGUGGCUGGACCCGCAGCGGCGACAGCGACGACAGCAGCAACAGCAGCGAGGACUGGAGCGCGGGCAGCAACAGCAGCAGCAGCCACGCCAGCAGCGACACCAUGGAUCUGUCUUUUAUGGCCGCGCAGUUGCCCAUGAUGGGAGGAGCGUUCAUGGACUCACCCAACGAGGACUUCAGUACCGAAUACUCCCUGUUCAGCUCCCCUGCCAACAUCCACGCAACCUCCAAUGGCCACGGCCAGCCAGAGGAGUCUCCUCGCUCCUCCAACGAUGCUGUUCUGCUAUGGAUUGCUGUCAUAGCAACACUGGGGAACAUCGUGGUGGUCGGGGUGGUGUAUGCCUUCACCUUCUGAAGGC